UUGCCGAAACUAUCAGGGUCCCAGUCGAACCGCGCACGCCUUGCGACGCCGUUAGAUGCGCUAUCUUUACUUCGAUCCCAGGCGACUCCUCGCAGCCAAGAAGCUCACCGAGGCAUGGAGCUCCGGCGAUCACCGCCGCUUCCUCCUCCUCUUCCUCGAAAGCUGCUCCAACAGGUCGCAGCUCGCUCAGGUACACGCUCGCAUGAUCCGCUCUCGCCUCGUCGAAGACACCUUCGCCGCCAGCCGACUCCUCGCGGUCUUCACUUCCCCCUCCGCCAUCUCCAACAUGACCGCCGCCCGCCGCCUGUUCGAUCUGAUUCCCCAACCAAAUAUUUUCAUGUGGAACUCUAUCAUUAGGGGCUACACCCACCACUGUGCUCCUCAUGACGCCCUCUCUGCCUUUAAGCUGCUGCUCCGUCGUGCAGACUUCCCUCCUGAUAGCUACACCUUCUCUACCGUGUCGAGAGCAUGCGCGCAACUCGGAAGUCUGCGUGAUGGAAGCUCAGUCCAUGCUAUGGCUACACGAUUUGGCUUCGAUUCGGACAUGUUUGUGAUGUCGGGAUUCAUCAACUUCUAUAGCGGCUGCGGCGAUAUUGACGUUGCGAGGAAGGUGUUUGAUGAAAUGCCGCAGAAGGAUGUGGUUUCGUGGACGUCGAUGAUAUCUGGUUAUUUGCAACAGAAUCAGUUAGAUGAAGGUUUUAGGUUGUUUGAUGGGAUGAGAAAGGUUGGCAUUGAGCCAAACAAGUUCACUUUAACAAGCCUGCUAUCAGCUUGUGGUGAAUUGCAUGCUCUCGGUAGAGGUUCUUGGCUUCACUCUCAAAUUAUGGAAUAUGGAUGGGAAUUCGACAUUGACAUCGGCAACUCAGUGAUAAGCAUGUAUGCGAAGUGUGGCAGUCUGAUAGAUGCCCUUAAUGUGUUCAAGUCUAUGCCUAUUAAUAAUACUGCAACAUGGAACGCGCUGAUUUCUGGGUUAGUUCUUAGUGGACACCACAAAGAAGCGUUGAAUAUCUACCAAGAGAUGACAUGCAGAAAUGAAAGGCCAGAUGGAAUAACAAUCUCUGCUGCUUUGUCAGCAUGUGCUCAAUUGGGCAAUCUGCAGCAGGGCAAACUCCUCCAUGCUUUUGUGGAGGAAAAUUUGGAAGUUUGUGAUGUCUUUCUUGGAAAUGCCUUGAUCAACAUGUAUGCCAAAUGCGGGGAUUUCUCAGAAGCUGAAUCCAUCUUCCGUGAGAUGCCUGUGAGGGAUGUUUUCUCGUGGACAGCUUUGAUAUCAGGCUACGUUCAAGGUAAUCUCUAUAAGGAAGCUUUAACCUUCUUUGAAGAGAUGCAGCUUUCUAAUGUGAAAGGAAACGAAGUCACCAUGGUUAGUCUUUUAUCGGCUUGCUCCCAGCUCGGGGCUCUAGACCAGGGCAAACUUAUCCAUGCUUAUAUCGAAGAAAAUGAAAUAAAAAAAGAUGUUUGUUUACAAAACACACUCAUUGAUAUGUAUGCCAAGUGUGGUUGCACUGAUGUAGCAAUGCAAAUUUUCCAUGGAAUGCCUCAUAAAGAUUCCCACACAUGGAAUGCAAUGAUCGGUGGUCUUGCAACUAAUGGACAAGGAAGAGAAGCUAUAAAUCUCUUCAAUCAAAUGCAUGAACUCAGGGAUGUAAAACCUGACAAUGUGACAUUCAUGGCUGUUCUUUCUGCUUGUACACAUUCUGGAAUGGUAAAUGAGGGGCUAGCUUAUUUCAAUUUGAUGUCUGAGCUAUAUGGUGUUUCUCCUGGAGUCGAACACUAUGGUUGUUUAAUUGACUUACUAGCUAGAGCUGGAUUCAUAGAUGAAGCAGUGGAUGUCAUAAAAAAAAUGCCUUUGGGACCAAACCAUCUCAUAUGGGGCUCAAUCCUUUCUGCUUGUAGAAUCCAAGGGAAGGUUGAGCUAGCUGAGAAGAUCUUGCAAAACAUCAUCAAGCUAUCGCCUGGUGAUGAAGGGGCACAUGCGCUGAUUUCAAACUUGUAUGCUGAGGCUCGUAGGUGGGAUGAGGUGGGGCAAGUGAGAACUCUCAUGGGAAGCAAGAUGAUUGUUAAAUCCCCUGGACUCAGUUCGAUUGAAGUGGAUGGGGCUCAUGAAUUCUUAGUGGAAGACAGAUCAUGACUUUAAAUCAAACUACCAAUUGUUUGGUAUUUUUAUGCCAAAAAGAGAGCAAAAGAAGAUCAACCAAGUUUAAAGGAGCAAAGGCUAUUUUUGCCACAAUAUAGUCCCCUAUAAAUUGCUCAUAAUAGAAUCCAUUACCUGAAAACUGUUCUAUCCCUUGGAGUUUAAAGGUCAGUAUCUUCCUUUUCUGCAUGUUAAUUUGCAAGACAAGCAAAACAUCUUCGAUUUCAAAAUUCAAUAUUUGUCUCGCAUCAAAAUAACUCAUCGUUUCCCUUUUCUUUCUUUCUUUCAUUUUCUUGUAGAUGGCAGACAAAGAGAAUGUGAGUCAUGGACACAUCGAGGGCGGGGAGGAGACGACGAGGGAUCCAGCCAAGCUUAGGGCAAUGGUAGAGAAUAUCGAUGCCAAGAUUGAUGCCUUGAAAGCGAAAAGGGAAAGGAUCAUAAGGCAAUUGUAUGAGCUAGAAGGAGCUGGAGCUUGAGUGACUAGUCGACCGCCGUAAAAAAUAAAAAUAAAAAUCAAAGAUUGCUUCCUCAAAUUGAGGAGUCGAUUUUAUAUUAUUUUGUAUUAAUGGAUGUUGAAGUUGAUGCACAAUUUCAACUUCUAGCAUUUGUUUCGUUCUAGCAUUUGUUCCAUGCUUCUAUUUAACUGGAAUCUCUAGUUGAUUU
This is a messenger RNA of Zingiber officinale, 2794 nucleotides long. RefSeq names its product pentatricopeptide repeat-containing protein At3g22690-like. The record is from RefSeq and is a predicted model, not a curated record. Gene Ontology annotation, molecular function: RNA binding; protein binding. The coding region runs from base 56 to 2128 and encodes 690 amino acids. Lineage: Eukaryota; Viridiplantae; Streptophyta; Magnoliopsida; Zingiberales; Zingiberaceae. Gene Ontology annotation, biological process: RNA modification. The transcript is spliced from 2 exons.